Messenger RNA from Haliotis rufescens (red abalone), 5756 nucleotides. RefSeq names its product SCO-spondin-like. Bases 111 to 4697 code for a protein of 1528 amino acids. Gene Ontology annotation, cellular component: membrane. The record is from RefSeq and is a predicted model, not a curated record. Lineage: Eukaryota; Metazoa; Mollusca; Gastropoda; Lepetellida; Haliotidae. The transcript has 26 exons.
UAAUUUGCGUCGUUUCCUUUUCACAGUCAACACGUAAUAAUUACCUACUGGAAAUGUAAUUGUCAGACCAGAACUCUCUUCGGCGUAAGCAGGUCGCCACAGUCUAAACUAUGGCGUCUUUAUUCCCUUUUCUCGCCAUCUUCUUGAUCCCUCUGGUCAGUGGAAGUCAUCUUACCAACAGGGUUUUCAAAUGGACAAUUACCGAACCUGUUGGAUAUGUGUCUGUGGGAAGGCGCCUUGAAGGUCACUGGUUCUACCAGACGUACAAGAAAGAUGUUUCUCUGUGCGCCUACCAGUGUCUCCGCAAGCCGGAAUGUCUUUCCUUCAACUACGAAAGCGACAGUGGCAAGUGCAUCCUAAAUAGGAAGAACCAUCAGACUGUCGCCUUGAUUAACGCCCCCUCCAACUACGUGAGCUACCAUGCGCGAGAAGAGUACAGCAUUGACCGUGAAGCGUUAGGGCCUUGUGCCGAUGAUGUCUGCCACAGCCACGGACGUUGUUUGGAGACCAAGACGACUGACGACCAACUCGUGGCAAUCUGUGUGUGCAACAAGGGAUGGGGUGGACCCGACUGCAACGCGGAAGAACUACAGCCACAGUGGGGUACGUGGCAGGACUGGGAUGACUGCUCCGUCACGUGUGACCAGGGCUGGCGCAUGCGCAGAAGGAACUGUGAGGAUGGCAGCUCUGGCCAAACAUUGAGCCCCCUAAAGUGCUAUGGCCGUGACAUUGAGUAUGGGUCAUGUCAACUACAAGCUUGUCCGCGAUGGGAUUCCUGGGGUGUGUGGGGUACGUGCAGCACCUACCAGACUUGUGGUCGAGGCUACAAGGUACGCAACAGAACCUGCAACAAUGGAGGAACGCCCGGCGUCGACCGCUACUGUCUGGGUCCUACUAAUGAAACAACUGUCUGCUAUAGCAUGGACUGCCAAAGUCCAGUACGCCUGCGUGGGGGGUCAGCCCAUGGGGAGGGCCGUGUGGAAAUCUUCAAUGACGAAGCUCGACAGUGGGGCAUGAUCUGUGGCAACCAGUGGACACAAACAAUGGCAGACCUGGUGUGCAAACAUCUUGGAAUGCCUGGAGCUCAUAUGGCUACCCAGAACAGCCAGUUCGGCAUUGGAGACUUGAUGUAUGGGGUCACCAGCCUUGCCUGCCAGGGAUUGGAGCAGACAGUACAGAUGUGUGAGAGGAACCCCUGGUCCCUCACGCCGUCUUGUCCGGCCGCGACACAACCAGCAGGGGUCAUGUGUAGAGUCAAUGGAGUGUGGUCCCUGUGGGGUGAAUGGGGAGACUGUUCUGUGUCUUGCGAAACCGGUAUCCAACAGCGCACGCGCAGUUGUAACCAUCCCCCUGCAUUGCAUGGCGGGAAAGACUGCGAAGGCGAGACGGUUCAGACGAAGUCGUGCACUCUAGACAUGUGCCCAGUGGACGGUGUGUGGAAGACCUGGGCUGCUUGGUCGGAGUGUUCCACGUCGUGUGGUAAGGGGUCGCAGUGGAGGCAGAGGACGUGCGAGGGGCCGUUCUAUCAUGGGCAGGAGUGUCAGGGAGAAAGGCGACAAACCCAGGAGUGUCAGGUCAGGGAGUGCCCAGUGGACGGCGUUUGGAACGGAUGGGAGACAUGGGGUGACUGCUCUAUCAUCUGUGGGGGCGGGAUGCGAUCUCGGACACGCACCUGUCAAGGCCCCUUCUUUCUGGGGGCCCCGUGCCCUGGGGAAGGCGGUCACACAGAGGAAUGCAACACAUUCGAGUGCCCAGUGGAUGGUUCUUGGCUGCCGUGGCAUGAUUGGCGGGAUUGCAGUGUCACGUGCGGUGGAGGUCAACAAAUCAGAAAACGGGACUGUCUCAAGCCUAAAUUUGGCGGGAGUAACUGUGAAGGAGAGAGUCAGCAGACGAGACAAUGUAGUACACAGGAAUGCCCAGUUGAUGCUUCCUGGUUGACAUGGGGACAAUGGGGAGAAUGCAAUGAGACCUGUGGCGGGGGCAAUCAGCGGCGCAUGCGCAUUUGUCAAGAAGGUUUGAAUGGCGGUCGCAACUGUAGUGGUCCAGCGGAAGACUUUCAGACUUGCAACACACAUGCGUGCCCAGUGGAUGGCGUGUGGCGAGAAUGGAACGAGUGGUCCGCAUGCUCACACAGGUGUGAUACUGGCACACAGACACGCAAUCGCACGUGUGACGGGCCGUAUUACGGCGGAAGCGACUGUGUGGGGUCGGGAUCGGACGUGCGUAACUGUAACACCCAUACCUGUGCAGUUGAUGGAGUUUGGACAUCCUGGUCAAACUGGUCAGUUUGCCCAGUUACUUGUGGCGGAAGUACUUCUCUGAGAUCAAGGUCAUGCGAUGGCCCAUAUUUUGGUGGUAUAAACUGCAAUGGACUUUGGAGUGAAGGGCAACCUUGUGGAACAGAACCUUGCCCCAUUGAUGGCGUAUGGACUACAUGGUCAACCUGGGGCUUAUGCAAUGUCACUUGUGGAGGUGGAAGUCAGUCUCGCUCACGAAGUUGCAUUGAACCACAGUUCGGUGGUAAAGUCUGUGAAGGGGAUGGAGUACAGUUGAAGAGGUGCAAUGACAACCAAUGUCCAAUUGAUGGAGUAUUUCAAACAUGGGAGGAAUGGGGUGCUUGUAGUGUCACUUGCGGUGGAGGCCAAAAAAUGCGCAGCCGGAAGUGUACAGGUCCAUUUUAUGGAGGCGGAAACUGUACUGGACCAUGGGAGGACCGAACCACGUGCAGCAAUGCGCCAUGCCCGGUUGAUGGUACUUGGUUGUCCUGGGGCACGUUCUCAGAAUGUGACCUCACGUGCGGAGGUGGUAUACGAAGCCGCAGAAGAGAAUGUGACGGACCAUUCUUUGGUGGUGCAGACUGCAGUGGAAACAGGGAGGAACAGGAAGUAUGCAGUGAGCAAAAUUGUCCAGUUGAUGGCGAAUGGCAGAACUGGGAGAUAUGGGGAACCUGCAGCACUACGUGUGGCGGAGGAAUACAGUUGCGUCAGCGGGAAUGUAUGGGGCCUUUUUGGGAUGGUCAGGACUGUUCGGGAGACUCUAAAGAGUCCCGUGACUGCAACACCCAAAGCUGCCCGGAGGAUGGGUACUUCAACGAUUGGGCUCAAUGGAGUCUCUGUGACGUCACAUGCGGCGGAGGGAUACGCUGGAGAAAUAGAACGUGUAGUGGUCCGUUCUAUGGCGGUGCCGACUGUGAUGGUGCGCGGAACGAAAGCGAGGCUUGUAACGAUCACAACUGCCCAGUUGAUGGCAUCUUCAACGAUUGGUCUGACUGGGAUGCGUGCAGUGCCACUUGUGGUGGUGGUGAUAAAUUGCGUCAACGCACCUGCCACGGUCCAUUCUACGGCGGAAAAGAUUGCGUUGGUCCACGUGAAGACACUGCGCCGUGCAACCAACAUAACUGCCCCGUGGACGGGAUAUGGGCGGAAUGGGCUAAGUGGAGCACGUGCACGCUCACGUGCGGAGGGGGGCAGCAGUGGAGGUCACGGAACUGUAUCGGACCGUUUGAUGGUGGUAAAGAAUGCCCAGGGCCUCGCAAUGUCACUCAAGCUUGCAGCACCGAUCACUGUCCAAUUGAUGGCGUCUACGGUGAAUGGUCAUCAUGGGGCGCAUGCAGUGACACGUGUGGUGGAGGCACACAAGAUAGGACUAGGUCGUGCACCGCCCCCAAAUUUGGUGGUGUCGACUGCCAAGACCCUGCAGUUGACACCAUGGCCUGUAACACCAAUCACUGCCCUGUCGAUGGUGUCUGGCUGGACUGGAGCAAAUGGGGAGAGUGCAGUGCCACGUGCGGUGGAGGGUCAAUGAAACGUGUCCGCGUCUGUGACCCCCCAAAAUACGGAGGGGCUGACUGUGUGGGGGACACCGAGGAACUCGAGUCAUGUAACCCAAACUUGUGUCCAAUUCCUGGCGACUGGUUCACCUGGGAGCAAUGGUCCACGUGCUCUGUUACAUGCGGGGGCGGGACCAAAUCACGCUCACGAACAUGUGACAUGGCGUCACACGGCAACUUGACCUCUCCCUGUGAAGGACCAAAUGAGGAAACCAUUGACUGCCACACCUUUGCCUGCACACCCUUGGCUCGCACCUGCUCUGAAUGGGGUGUUCGGGGCUUGCUCUCAAACACCAUGGCGGAUAUCGACCCCGACGAGGCGGAGGGCCUUCUGGAGCCUACUCGUGUUUACUGCGACAUGACAUCACAAGAUGGAGCUGGCGUCACAGUCAUUGGCCACGACUCGGAGGAGGAGGAAGAAGUCGUGGGCUACGAAGGAGCUGGCGAGUAUGUUCUUGGACUUAACUACAACGUCACCCUCGACCACGCCAUCGCCAUCAUCGACGCCAGUGAGAACUGCCGUCAGUUUGUGCAAUGGAGGUGUAAGGCCGCUCUGAUUCACAACCCUAACGGGAACGGCAUCAUCACCACCGGCUGGCGCAACAGGACUGGCGGAAUUGCAGACUACUUCGGCGACGCCACACCCGGAAGUGGCAUGUGCACUUGUGGUAUGACACAGUCAUGCGCAGACCCGACCUUGGCAUGCAACUGCGACAUGAACGACGACGUCUGGAGAGAAGACUCCGGCUACCUGUCUUACAGGCCUGACCUUCCGGUUACCGAGUUCAUUGCAGGAGACACAGGUGGAAUGAACGAGGGAGGAUAUAAAACAAUCGGACCAUUGUUCUGUUGGGGCGUACUUACCUAGACUCCGGCUGUCAGUUUCCCAGCCAAUCAGCGAUCAGAAGACAAAGGAAACAUCACGUGACAUAACCUCGGACCGCUCAUAAUCUAGACUACAAUAACAAAUCACAUGAUCACAAUCACUACUAGGUAAUGGGCGCUCCGAGGCAUAGUCACGUGGUGUCCAAAUUUUUGUAUGAUUAAAUAUUAGAAUUUGUAUAAAAAUCACAACAGAUUAGAUCAUUCAUGUAUAAUAGGUUAGGGGAGCACGUGUAGUCUGUAGAAAGCUAUUUCAGGUACGAUAUACGUAAGUAUCAAGAUACGUUCAAACUUGCUCUUGGCGCUGUAGUUGUGAUACAAAUAUGUCCUAUGUUCUAGACUCCCUCAUACAAUGUUGCUCUUUUCGAUAUCCUCAGGCGCCGAUGACGAGGCCGGAUUCGCAACAGUUGGCAGAAUCCUUUGCACAGGCGUCGCAACCUGACAUGCGCAGGCGAUACUUCCGGCUCAAAGCAGUAAAGGGCAUUAUUAAGUUUUACGUUUUGCACAAACUUUAAUUCAUUCUUGCAUGUUACACUCUGGCCUCAACAUCCUGCAUGGAAAUACUCCUAUCAUGCGCAGACGCGAUGUGAAUUUGCAUGUCUGUGGCGACUUUUCUGCUUCAAUGGUAUAUGUUCUUCUAUAGGUGACGACGGAACCGAGGCGGGCGCCUUUAGGGUCGGUCCUGUGGAAUGUUUCGGGGCCUCCUCCACGGAUGUCAGCGAUACCUAACCGACCAUUCUUGAUCUAUUUCUCUCUUUCUUCGCAGCUGACGCUCUUUGCUAUUUUUGAGCUAAAAUUGAUUUGCUGAACUAGGUCUUAUUUCGUUCUCUUUAUGUGCUAUUAAUUUGGAAUUGAGAUUGUCCAGUUGACAGGGAACCUAGGGUUAUCAUAUGGAGUCUACUUCUUGCAGAGCGGAAAAGAUUGCAGUGUGCAAGACGAAAGACUCCAUAUGUUGUUGAAACAUGUUGUUUGUUGAUGUUAUUUUGUUGUGUUUAUAUUACUGUAAACUUUGUCGAUCUUAAUACAUUGAUGUUGCAAAGUGAAA